This is a messenger RNA of Jaculus jaculus (lesser Egyptian jerboa), 607 nucleotides long. It is a transcript of the gene Dmac1, whose product is annotated as distal membrane arm assembly component 1. NCBI's taxonomy places the organism in Eukaryota, Metazoa, Chordata, Mammalia, Rodentia, Dipodidae. The record is from RefSeq and is a predicted model, not a curated record. The coding region runs from base 40 to 369 and encodes 109 amino acids. The transcript has 2 exons.
UUGAACCAAAGGCUCUGUUGCUGGGCGGGGUUCCAGAACAUGGGUUCCUUCUUGACCCGCUCACUGGAACCCACUGAGGUCGUUGCGUCUCCCGCGGCCUCCAAGCCCACACCCCCAGAUGCGGCCGAAGCGCCCGCGGCUCCGGAGAAAGGGCCCCUGUUUAAAGGCUGCUGGAGCUGCCGCGUGCUCUCCGGGACCGGACUGAUCGGGGCGGGCGCCUACGUGUACUUGGUGGCACGGAGGCCUAUGAAGCUGGGCUACGCCCCGGGUCCCGGGACCAUUGCACAGAUGGUCGUCGGCAUCAGUAUUGCCGGUUGGGGUGUAGUUAUACUUACAGAUCCCAAAGGGAAGGCCUACCGAGUUGGUUGAAAUUACCACCAGAGAAUUUGUCAUCUCCUAUCCCUGGCUCCAGGACACACAGUGAAGCAUUGAGCUUAAGAAUUUCUGGUCAGACAUACACAUGGAUAGAUUGCACUAUCUUGGAUUACAAGACUGAGAAGACAGUGAAAAUAUUGGCUGUCAUUGUUUGGCCAUGAGUGUCUGUAAUUUGUGGGUUUUUUCCCCUCUCAGGUUAUAUAGGGACCAAUAAAUCCCUUGGAAAAGAAAA